Messenger RNA from Vigna radiata var. radiata (mung bean), 742 nucleotides. Its product is annotated as probable calcium-binding protein CML25. Gene Ontology annotation, molecular function: calcium ion binding. The record is from RefSeq and is a predicted model, not a curated record. The transcript has a single exon. The coding region runs from base 27 to 596 and encodes 189 amino acids. NCBI's taxonomy places the organism in Eukaryota, Viridiplantae, Streptophyta, Magnoliopsida, Fabales, Fabaceae.
AAUUAAUCACAUUCCAUUGAUCAAGCAUGGGUUUGAAAAAUCUGUUCAACCGGGAGAAGGACGCAAUAUCCUCCGGCGGGGCGUCGCGAUCGAUGUCACUGUCGGUGCGGUCGCGCGUGCGGAUUGGGGGAGAGCUGGAGCAGGUGUUCAAAAAGUUCGACGUGAAUGGAGACGGGAAGAUAUCGGCGUCGGAGCUGGGGUCGAUGAUGAGGAGCCUGGGGCAGGCGGCGACGGAGCAGGAGGUGGACAACAUGAUCCGGGAGGUGGACGGCGACGGUGACGGGUGCAUCAGCCUGCAGGAGUUCAUCGAGCUGAACACCAAGGGCGUGGACUCCGACGAGGUGAUGGAGAACUUGAAGGAUGCGUUCUCCGUGUUCGACAUGGACGGUAACGGGUUUAUCACAGCAGAGGAGCUGAACACGGUGAUGCAGAGCCUGGGGGAGGAGUGCUCCCUGGCGGAGUGCCGGAGGAUGAUCGGCGGUGUGGACAGAGAUGGCGACGGCACCAUCGAUUUCGAGGAGUUCAGGACGAUGAUGAUGAUGGGGUCGCGUCAUGACACUACUGAUAGAGUUAAACCACCUCCAGAAACGUAUUAACCUUUUCGCACGUUACUCUUUCUAUUCCUCUACCUCUAACUGUACAAAAACCUACCGAUUAAAUAUAUUGUAUGUAAAUUUCUUCAAUCCAAAGAGAUGUAUUUCUAUUUCUGUUUCAAUUUAGACUUUUACCUUUCUUCAUCCAA